CCUCAUUUUCAGAUUAUUUCUUUCUCGUGUCAGUUCUUUGUUGGUGCAAGCUUUCAGGACAGAAAUGAAGCUGAGAAAAUCAUCUCGUGAGAAAUACGUUCCUCUUAGUUACUAUGAAACUUGGUUUGUUUCUCUCCUUGCACUUUUUGUGUGUGUCUGUGUGGGGCUGACUGUACUUUCAUGGUUAACAAUCAAGGAGUUAGAACAAGCUCAAACUUCUGGAAAUAGCCAAGGCUACAUGGGAACAUUUAAAAUAAUUUCUGGGACAUCAUUCCUUCCUGCUUUGCAAGAUAAAUCAUCAGGCGACUUCAAAGUCCUUGCCUUUGAUGUUGAACACUUGAUACAAGAAAUCUUUCAAGCAAGUGAUCUGACAAAUAAAUUUGAGAGAUGUGAAAUUUUUCAGUUCAAGAACCCUGAAGAAGGUAAUGAAAUCUUGAAGACGUCUGAAACAGGUGUUGUUGUGAUCUUCGGCCUUUAUCUUAGCCAGAGAGUAACAGCUGAGAAAAUAAAAAAUGAGUUACUUUCAGGUAUCAACGCAAAUGCAACUGAUCUUUCUCAGACCUUGAAAAUUGAUGUGAACAGCAUAGAAAUCACAGUGGUUGCUGAAAAUCCUACUACUACAGUGCUGCCUUUAACUUCAUCAGAUCCUGUGGGUCUAUUUACAAGUUCUCUGGCAUCAACUCCAGGUUGUGUUUAUGCAGGUUCAGAACAACUCACAACAAGCAAGGCUGCAACAACUUCAGUUGAGUGCUUGCCGCCUGCUGAAGUUUGUGAUGAUGGAGUAACCUGCAUUGGAAAGGAUUUAUUUUGUGAUGGAAUCUUGGACUGCCCAGAUGGUUCAGAUGAAUCUGAAAAAAGAUGUGCUGCGAUUUGUGAUGGAAAAUUCAUGCUGACUGAUUCCUCUGGGUCUUUUCACUCCAUGAAUUAUCCAAAACCGUAUAAUGCAAAUAUUGUUUGCCAGUGGAUUAUACUAGUGCCUCAAGGGUUAUCCAUUAAGGUGAACUUCACUUCUUUUGAUACAGAACAGUUUAUGGACAACUUAAAUAUUUUUGAAGGUAUAGGACAAAACAAGAUUUUAAGAGCUUCUCUCUCAGGGUCUAAACCUGAGACAGUUCACAUUUUUUCACAUGAAGUUACAGCCAGGUUUACAUCUGAUUAUUCUGAAAACUACAAUGGCUUUAAUGCAACAUACACUACUUUUAAUGCAAGUGAACUAAAAAAUUUUGAGAAAGUCAGUUGCACAUUUGAAGAUGGCUUUUGUUACUGGAUACAAGAUUUAGAUGAUGAUUUAGACUGGGAAAGACUUCAGGGCUCUACCUUUCCCUUUAUGAGUGGUCCUGAUUUUGAUCAUACAUUUGGCAAUGCGUCAGGAUUCUAUAUUUCAACACCCACAGGACUUGGAGUUGAAGAAGGAAGAGUUCGACUUCAAAGUUUGCCUUUGAUCUCUUCAGAUCCAUCUUGUCUAAGUUUUUGGUAUUACAUGUAUAGUCCUAACAUUUACCGUUUAUGCGUUAGCAUAAGUGAAUAUGGUCUGGAAAAGAUAAUUUUCCAGAAAGAAGGAAACUAUGGAAAAAACUGGAUUUAUGGACAAGUAACAUUAAACGAAACAUCUGAUUUUAAGGUUAUAUUUGAUGCCUUUACAAGGAUUGCUCCAAGUGAGAUUGCCUUGGAUGAUAUUAGCCUGACAGAGGGAAAGUGUAAUGAAAGCAAUUAUGUAGAGCCAACUGCAUUUCCAAUUGCCACUACUACUGCUUCAGUUCCCACUGACUGUGGGGGUCCAGUUGAACUCUGGGAGCCAAACAGUACAUUCAGCUCUGAAAACUUUCCAAACAAUUAUCCUAAUCAAGCUUCUUGUGUAUGGUACUUAAAUGCCGAAAAAGGAAAAAACAUUCAACUUCAUUUUCAGAUUUUUGAUCUGGAAAAUAUUUAUGAUGUUGUUGAAGUCAGAGAUGGCAGAGGACAAGAUUCCUUACUUUUGGCUGUCUAUACAGGAAGUGACCCAUUGCCUGAUGUCUUCUCUACAACAAACCAGAUGACAGUAACUCUUUUUACGGACAAGAUUUCAACAAGGAAGGGAUUUCUUGCAAACUUUACUACUGGCUACCAUCUAGGAGCUUGUGCAGCUGAAGAAUAUCAGUGUCGUAGUGGAGAGUGCAUACCUUUGGAUAACCUUUGUGAUAAGCUACCUCAAUGUGAAGAUGGCUCUGAUGAAGAAAAAUGCAUGAGAUUGCUUAAUGGUUCUGCAAACACUGAAGGACUGGUACAGGUCAGGAUUGGGAAGGUAUGGCACCUGGCAUGUGCAGAUGAUUGGAAUGAAAAGAUUUCAGACAGUAUUUGCCAGCAGCUGGGAUUAGGGAAUUCAAAUAUGUCAUCAACUGUAUUUUUCACUGGAGAUGGUCCAUUUGCCAACAUCACCGAAGAAGCUAAUCAGAGCCUAAUAUUUACAAAAAAAGAACUUUGUUUAAACAACCUGGUGAUUCAUCUGCAGUGUAACAUUAAACCUUGUGGAAACCGCCUGGAAAUUGAGAACAAAGGAACAAGGAUUGUAGGUGGAAGUGAUGCCAGAAGAGAGGCUUGGCCUUGGAUUGUCUCACUUCAUUUUAAUUCCAGACCCGUUUGUGGAGCCUCCCUUGUCAAUGAGGAAUGGCUGGUGACAGCAGCACACUGUGUAUAUGGGAGACAAUUACAACCAUCUACAUGGAAAGCAGUUCUUGGCUUGUAUGACCAGUCGAAUAUGACAGACACUUCAACGGUAGUUCAAAACAUUGAUCAAAUAGUUAUAAAUCCUCAUUAUAACAAACUUACAAAAGACAGUGAUAUUGCUCUGAUGCAUCUUCAGUACAAAGUUCAAUAUACAGAUUACAUACAACCUAUCUGCUUACCGCAAAAAAAUCAACAGUUUCUACCAGGAAUUAACUGUUCCAUUGCUGGCUGGGGUGCUAUAAGAUAUGAAGGUCCCACUUCAAAUAUAUUGCAAGAAGCAGAGGUCCCUCUCAUUUUAAAUGAAAAAUGCCAGGAAUGGUUGCCAGAAUAUACUAUUACUGAGAAUAUGAUCUGUGCAGGCUAUGACAUGGGAGGAGUAGAUUCUUGUCAGGGAGAUUCAGGAGGCCCUCUGAUGUCUGAAGAUGGUAACCAAUGGGUUUUGGUAGGUGUGACAUCAUUUGGCUAUGAGUGUGCACUUGCCCAACGACCAGGAGUGUACGUUCGGGUUGCUAUGUUUGUGGACUGGAUCCAAAAAAUCAUCUACUACCUUGAUUUUCCUUAACAACAGAAAUAGAAGUUAAAGACUGCAAUUAAGCCAUUGCAGAA
Phasianus colchicus (ring-necked pheasant) is the source of this 3309-nucleotide messenger RNA. The record is from RefSeq and is a predicted model, not a curated record. NCBI's taxonomy places the organism in Eukaryota, Metazoa, Chordata, Aves, Galliformes, Phasianidae.